AUGGCUUCCGCGGAUGUGGUCGUUCUGUCGGUGAGAAGCGCCAAGCAGCGCAAACCUCGUCCGCUGCAGCUGCAAAAGGAAUGCAGAAUCGACCAGUGUGCUGAGAGCCAGAGCCAGGAGCCAGCCGAACAUCGGCAAGUAACGCAGGAAGUGACGAAUGAGAUGGAGGUGAAGGCUGAAGUCAAGGAAGAGCUGGAGGAGUCAGAAAGCCAGACGGUCAGGGUAGCUGAGACGAAGCUGGAGCAGAAGGAUUUGAAGAGAGAAGUGAAGGAGGAGGCGUCGAAGGAUGCGCAGAUGAAGAUAAAGACGGAGAUCAAGCAGGAGUCGUCCAAAAAUAUCAAGGUGGAAGUCAAGGAGGAUGUCAAGCAGGAGGUGAAGGAGGAGGUUUCGAAAGAUGCAGAUAUGGAAGUGAAGGAAGAGAGCAACGAGGUCGUCAGCUCCCGCCGAAGAAUGCGCACAAAGGUUAAGGCUGAGAUCAAGCACGAAGUGAAGCAGGAGGACAAGAAGUCGCACAGGGAGUCGACUGGUGUCAAGCAGGAGAAAGUGGAUGAGGACCAGCCGGUGCAAAUUAAACAAGAGGGCUUCGAUCAGCCUGUGCCGAAGAGGCGUCGAUUGAGCCAGAAGAGUCCGGACGUCUCCGUUCCAUCCUUCGAGUCGCGAUUGACAGAGUGGGCCGAGAAAUGCCUAGCAUUUCAAUCCUCUGGCAAGACGUGGCUGCCCACGAAGCCCUGCUGCCCGGCCAGCCCCUUUCUCGGCUUGGCGGCAGCGCCGUGGCAAGGAUGCGUAGGAGACAAGACAACUUCAUGCAUGCAGCUCCUCGGCAAAGAGCAGUUCAGAGAGUUGCGAGACUUCUACCGCGAGAAUCCACUCCACACCCUUUUCCAUGACAACAGUAGCCCAAGCAGUGAGCGACAGACAGAGACCACUGCUGGAUCCAGGCCGCAGGCCCACAGGAGCUCAACCGGCAAUCAGCACCGAGCAGCUGAGUGCAUGAAGAUGUGGCCUUGGAUGCGGGAUCUUCCAACACGAGCGUGGGCCGGCAAUGGCUGGCUUCUCGUGGAGGACGGCAUGAUGAAGCUCUCGCCGACCGGAGGGGGCUCCGCCAUGCAGGGCCUCGAGAUCUUCGAGUCCGUGGGCUCCGUCCCGGAACCAGGCGAGCCAUCCAGCAGAGCGGAGCCCAGAGCCGAGGAAGGCCAGGUCGUCACGAAGUGCUUCCGUGGCCUGGAGCGCCAGAGUGGCAUCCAGGGAAUUUGCUGGCACAGAGCGAAGGCCUGCUGGAGAGUCCAAUGGUCAGUUCCCAGCAAGCCCAAUCAGCAGCGUCACUUCCCCAUUUCCAAGCACCUGAAGCUGGGCCUCAGCGAGGCCGAGGCCGACGAGGCGGCCCUCCAGGAGGCCAAGGCUUUCCGCCAGGAGCUCGUGCGCCUGGGGAAGCUGAAGCCACCGAAGACAGUCACCGAGAAGGACUCCGGCUCCACGGUGAGAGGAAUCUGUUAUGACAAAAGCAGCGGAGCGUUUCGGGUUCGAAUUACAGACCCCUCCACCAACAAAAAAGUGCACGGCGGCUACUUCAAGGUGAAGGAGGAGGCCGAGGCCCGGGCUCGGGAGUUGGCCAAGGAGCUGGGGCUGCAGGAGGAGCUGGUGCCAGUGAAGCCGCUCUCGGAGCUCCCAAACUUCGAGCCGCUGGGGCCACAGAAGAACAUCAAGUGGAACCUUGGCGAGCAGGCCUGGAAAGCCCAGUGCAACGUCUCGGGAAGGAAGAGGUGCAUGAGGUUCCGCCCGAAGGACUUCUCGGCGAAGGAGCUGGAGAAGUCCUGGAAGCAGGCGGUGGCCUGGCGCAAGCAGCAGGAGAAGGAGAGGGCGCAGGGUCAGCAACCCCGCAAGUGCUGA
Symbiodinium sp. CCMP2456 is the source of this 1887-nucleotide messenger RNA. NCBI's taxonomy places the organism in Eukaryota, Dinophyceae, Suessiales, Symbiodiniaceae. The record is from the annotation of a GenBank genome assembly.